UUCGUGACAAAGCGGCUGCAGAGACCUGCCUGUUGCAGAGUGUUCCUGUGUGACUUUCUUUAAAUGUGACCUUUGCUGAAGUAUUCACUGGAGCAAUGUUAACACAGUCAGCUGAGAGCUGCCAGCCAGCGUAUUCGCAUAGCAACUUGCCAUCAGAAGGGGACACGAAGGAGAUGAACUCAUAUCACUGAACCUAGGUUGUUGUGUGCCGUUCACUUUGCAGUACCAAGUUGUAUCUGCUGUAUUUUGAAUAAGGAUAUGUUUUAUAUUUUGUUCAAUUAAUGUUGUUCUACUUCUCAGAUACUGAAAUCUGCAGAGAACUUAGUCUAUUUGCUGCACAUGUCAACAGAGAAAAUCUAUGACCAGUUAGACUAUGUGAACUUUUCCCUCCAGUGGUGCUCCUCAUCUUGAAAACUUCAUUCAACUGGACCAUUCUGGAUCACUAUUUUGCCCCAAUUUCUUUUAUUAGUUUUUUCAAUAGUUACUUUAACUUAUUAUAGGCAUUAUUUCCAUUUCUAUGUUAAAAAGUUUUUACAACAUAUCAUUGUAUCUUGGCUAACUAUGAACUCAACCACAACCAACCUGUCAGACUGCCCUGAGGUGAAGGUCCCCUUCCCUGUCUUCUUCACCAUUGGAGUAGUGAGCCUGGCUGAGAACCUCCUGGUUGUGGUGGCCGUCAUCCGGAACAGAAACCUCCACUCACCCAUGUACUGCUUCAUCUGCAGCCUGGCUGCCUUUAACACCAUCGCCAGUGUGACUAAAACCUGUGAGAACUUCAUGAUAGCUCUGGCUGAUGUGGGGCAGCUGGAGAAGACGGGUUCUCCUGAGACCAAGCUGGAUGAUGUGAUGGACUCCCUACUUUGCAUGUCCUUUGUGGGCUCCAUUUUCAGUUUCUUGGCCAUUGCUGUUGACAGGUACAUCACCAUAUUCCAUGCGCUGCGGUACCACAACAUCAUGACGAUGCAGCGCGCCGGAACCAUCUUGGGUGUCAUUUGGAUCACGUGCGGCGUGCUGGCUGUGCUGAUGGUGAGGUUCUUCCACUUCAAGUUCAUCAUGAUCUGCUUCGUUGUCUUCUUCAUCAUCUCCUUGGCGAUCAUCUGCUUCCUCUAUGUCUACAUGUUCAUGCUGGCAAGAAUCCAUGCCAAGCACAUCGCAGCGCUCCCUGCUGGUAGCGGGGGUCAACGGCAGCGGAGGUGGGGCAGCAACAUGAGAGGGGCUCUGACUCUCACCAUCCUGUUUGGAGUGUUUGUGGUUUGUUGGGCACCAUUUUUCCUUCACCUCAUCAUAAUCAUGGUGUGUCCCAUGAAUCCAUACUGCGAGUGUUACAGGUCCCUGUUUGAGCUGCAUGUGGUGCUGAUGAUGAGCCACGCCCUGAUCGACCCGGCCAUCUACGCCUUCCGCAGCGCUGAGCUCAGACACACCUUCAGGAAGAUGUUGCUUUGUUCAGACUGGAAGUUGUGCUCAUAGGAAAGGUUAUUAUUCCUGAAUGUAGCUGAACCUCAUCUUGAAGACUACGAUGAUGUUCACACACCCAGACCCGCCCAGGAGGCUGAAGCUGAUCCUUUGGCAUGUAGAAGAGAAACCUCUGCAGAUCAGAUUUGUUCUGGUCUAACUUUCAAACACUUGCUUGGGUUGAGAUCUUAAUGUACAAUAAAACAUCUCUCAGUUUUACCAUCUGCUUUAUUAAGACACAAAGAUAGAAUCCAUUGUAAGUCACAUGACCAAAGAUAACAUCCAUCAGAUUAAAGUGAAGCUCACAUUUUAAUUUCUUCACGCCACCACUUACAUAAUUACAUAAAAUGUGUCUCAACAUGCAGAGAACAGUUAGGAGUUCAGUGUUGUCACGAUCAAUAAUCAAUUAUUUACCUGACAUUAAUUUCACUGAUAUGUCAAAAGAGAGAAUGUAUAGUAAGAAAAUCUUUUGUUUUUCCAUCACUGAAACAACCCAAAGGUAAAGCAGUUUGUGUGCAUAUUCUUCUGUUUCACAUUUGCAAAGGAGAUACAUGACAUCCAUGAAGCAUUAGCUAAGCAACAAUUACAACACAAAACAGAAAAAAACACUUUAUUAACACGGUUUUCAGUUUGUUUGCUCGAGAUUUUGCUAUUUAUAUACAUAAAAAACAUCCUAAAUGUUGCCUGCAGAUAAAAUCAAUAUUAAUGGCUUACAACAAAUAUUUCUAUGAAUCACAGGCCAACUGUUUCUGUUGUGUCUACCACAAAAGCCACGAUGCACGACAUUCUGCUGCAGUAGAAGCUGUGUUUUUAGAUAAAAAUCCUUCAAGCUUCUCAGUUUGGGAGGUAGGCACCAGAACACAUUUACACACGGCACUGCAAAGCUAUUUAUACAUUCUCUUUGCUUUUUUUUUUUUUUCAUAACCUUGUGGCAUCUUAUAAACAGCAGUUUAACCCAGACCAUCACAGGGAUGGUGGGAAGUAGAGAUCAUCUGCGAGCACAGGGACAGAAGGUGUCUGGAAAAUAGUCAAAUAGCAGGAGAAACAGCUGUGCUUUAGUGAGCGUGGGCAGAUGAAAGAAGCUGGUUUCUUAACUGUAGUAGUAACAGAACAGCAGCAGGCAGAAAAUUGGAUUUUGCCUAUUUGUGUCAUCUCAAAGAGGAAUAGUGUACAUGUGGUUCUACAGUGAAGUGUGAACACAUAACCAAUCAAAAGCAGUCAGUUUGUUAAAUGCUCGACAGUAAAAAUAAAUAACUUUAAAAAUAACAACUUGUUUGCAUGUUGUACACACAAAUGUUUUUGUUGUUUUUAUUUUUCUCUUUCUGUGCUUAUAAACCUGCUUUUAAGCUAACUUUUUCAUUUGAGUACCAUUUUUCCUUUAGUACAAAUAUGUUGUGUUUAAUUUUUACAGCAUCUCACCAUCAUUUCAAUAUGUGUUAACUAUCAACACUCCAACAGCUACUUCAGUCUAAAAACAACAUUUUUAUUAUACGCUUCCUUAAUCCACAGUUGCUCUCUACCUGCACUCAUUUGGCUGGAUAAGUUCCCAUCCUCAGGUUACCAAAACGCAGUGAGGCACUACCACCCAGCAGUGCUUUCUGAAGUCCUGCAGUAUGUAUACAUGAACUUCUGUGAGAAAAAGAAUUACUUUUAUACCUCAUGGGUGUUUAACCACUUACUUCCUUUGCUAUCGACUCUUUUUCCCCCUCAAAACUUCAGUGUAAUCUCUUUAAACCCCAAACAUCUCAAAAUGAUGAACAUUGCAUGUUUAUUAUUCAUAAACACAUGUUUAAUGGUGCAGUCUCCUUUCCCUUCAUGCUUUAGGUCUUAGCACAAAUACCUGGACAAAG
Melanotaenia boesemani (Boeseman's rainbowfish) is the source of this 3302-nucleotide messenger RNA. It is a transcript of the gene mc2r, whose product is annotated as melanocortin 2 receptor. The record is from RefSeq and is a predicted model, not a curated record. Gene Ontology annotation, cellular component: membrane. Gene Ontology annotation, biological process: G protein-coupled receptor signaling pathway. NCBI's taxonomy places the organism in Eukaryota, Metazoa, Chordata, Actinopteri, Atheriniformes, Melanotaeniidae. Gene Ontology annotation, molecular function: melanocortin receptor activity. The transcript has 4 exons. The coding region runs from base 562 to 1467 and encodes 301 amino acids.